Messenger RNA from Elgaria multicarinata webbii, 2289 nucleotides. RefSeq names its product myosin light chain 9 (gene MYL9). Gene Ontology annotation, cellular component: myofibril; stress fiber; cytoplasm. Lineage: Eukaryota; Metazoa; Chordata; Lepidosauria; Squamata; Anguidae. Gene Ontology annotation, molecular function: calcium ion binding. Gene Ontology annotation, biological process: platelet aggregation; myofibril assembly. The record is from RefSeq and is a predicted model, not a curated record. The transcript has 4 exons. Bases 214 to 732 code for a protein of 172 amino acids.
GUAUGGCCAAAUCCUUUGGGGGUGGGAGGGAACCGUUUGGGCAAACGCCGCCUCUGCCGCCCGGUCCCGCUCUUUCCCAAACUAGGGCGAUUGAAACAAACAGCUAGCUAAUUUCAUCUCUGUGCGGGGGAUCAGAAAACGCAGUUAGAUCUCCGAGGGCUAUAAACCGUUUCUCUCUUAACACACAGGCCAAAAGAAAAAAAAUCUAUCAAGAUGUCUAGCAAGCGAGCCAAGGCGAAGACCACCAAGAAGCGUCCUCAGCGUGCCACCUCCAAUGUCUUCGCCAUGUUUGACCAAUCGCAGAUCCAGGAGUUCAAGGAAGCUUUCAACAUGAUCGACCAAAAUCGCGAUGGAUUCAUCGACAAGGAGGAUCUGCACGACAUGCUAGCGUCUCUUGGGAAGAAUCCCGCUGACGAGUACUUGGAGGGCAUGAUGAGUGAAGCACCUGGGCCCAUCAACUUCACCAUGUUCCUCACCAUGUUUGGAGAGAAGCUGAAUGGCACCGAUCCUGAGGAUGUCAUCCGCAAUGCUUUUGCCUGCUUUGAUGAGGAGGCCACAGGUUUCAUUCAUGAAGACCAUCUGCGGGAGCUGCUCACCACCAUGGGAGACCGGUUCACAGAUGAGGAAGUUGAUGAGAUGUAUCGGGAAGCCCCCAUUGACAAGAAAGGCAACUUCAACUACGUGGAGUUCACCCGUAUCCUGAAGCAUGGAGCCAAAGACAAAGAUGAUUAAGACGAAAGAAAAAUCCUGACUUCCAGUUGUCCCUGUGCUAUGUCCCAGUCCCCUUGCUCCUCCUCGAAGUUUUCCUACUGCCAUGGUCAAGUGUUGAAAUGAGCUAUCCAGAGAGGGAUAAGCUUUGAAAUAUUUCAGCAGAGCUAGCCCUGCUCUAAAUGAAGAAUAAGCUUGUUGUAUGUUCACAUGUGUGCACACAGAGCAGUAUCAAUCCCUUAUAAAGCUACUCCUUGAUUCUGUAGGUCUCAUGGAGUAAGGUACUUGUAACCCAUCCUUUUCAAACACUCUAAAUUGCAAAUGUUGUUUGCAAAUAUUGUUUGCAAAGGGGAAAGAAACACUGUGGACACGUCAGACUACCUGACCCUGUACAUCUAUUUCAUACAACCACCCAGCAUGGGAUCUAAUGUAAUCUAAGGGGGGCUGCUGAGAUUGCCAUUUGAAUUCUUUCAUUUAAACAACAGCUGCCUUUUUUGUUGCCACUAUUUAUCACAUUUAUAGAGAGCACUUUUAAACUUGCAAAGUGACUUACAAUUCUUUAUGGUUUUUAGCACUGUCACAACCCCGUGAGAUAAGGCACUAUUGUUCCCAUUUUAUAAAUAGGAAGCUGAGACAGACAUGUGCUCAGCAACCACACGGUACGGGUGCUUCUGGACGGAGGGCUCCUAGCACUAGUCUAUAUUUUCCUCCUUAACAGAUUUUUUUUUAAUGGUAAGGAAAAAGCCGGAAGAAGUGGUGGAAAAGCAUAGGAGGGUUACAAAUGGUAGGUGGCGUCGUCUGGACUCCCUGUAAAAUUCUGCAUUUCAGGUGGGGCAUUUGCAGAACAAAAGCCUCAUCUCAAAGCACCCAAAAACUGCAGAGGUGAGAUCUGAAUCUAGGUCUCCCUGAUCCUAAAUAGAACUCUCUAUAUGCUGGACCACAUUGGCCUUCAACCUCGCUGCUUCUAUUGAUCCGAUUCAAAGCUCACUGACUCCAGUCUAGCCUUGGGCUUAUCUAGCUUGCCUGAAAUGGUGUGCUCCACUUUGCACUAGUGAUACUUUCUGUAGAAAGAAUACCUCUUCAUCUGAGGAUUGGCAGAGUACAUUUGACCCUCCACUGUCAACACCACCGAAAUAAAUGGGAUUAUUCUGACUUCCUUUUUUCUCCAUUUCAUCCUGAAUUCAUAUUGGCCACACACACACACACAACUCUUGGGCUAUAGACUUGGCUAGAAAUAAGAUGCUUGGUCCACACAAUUUGAAAUCCUCUCCCACACACAUCCCGCUUUUGGCCCCAAAAUCCAGAAUUUUAGGAUUUCUUGCUGGCUACCUGAAAAGGCUAAGCAGGAGGAGCACAAAUAUUAACAAGUCAGCUAUCUAUCCUCCAUCUAACUCAAACUUCUCUAACUGCUGACCUCCAGAUGUGUUGGACACCUAUCAUCCCAAGCCACCAUGGCCAUUGGCCAUUCCACUCUGAUCCAAGCCAUUGGCCAUGCUGGCUGGGAGGAAGAUGGGAUUUGUAGUCCAACACAUAUGGUAGAGCCCAGGUUUUUCUAAUUUAACAGAAACAUCUGAUUAUUUU